GUCCUUUUAAUUUAACUGGUGACGAAAUCAUAACAACGUGGAGUCUAACUGGGCAUGUAAUAAAUGACACAAUGAUUGUGGAACAUUUCCAUAUGCUUCCAUCAGUUAAAAAACUUAAAGUGUAUUUUGAAUUUUUCCAAGGCAACAAAGAGCUUAAUGAUUUUGCCAUAACUUUUGUAAAUGAAUUUUGGCCGCCGUUAUAUCGAGCGAUGUUGCCACUUGUAACGGAGGUAGUGGAUCCAUGGGUGUCUGCUCUUUGCAAUAGAUUGGUCUCAAAAAUUCCCUUUUCCGAAUUAUUUCCAUAAAAUUUAUACAUUUAUUAUGCAUUAAGAAAUAUCGAUAAAUGCAAGUAAAAGAAAAAUUAUAUUAUAUAAUUAUUUAGAAACACGAGUUCAAUUUAUAUUGCUUAAAGAAAUUUCCUUUAAGUUCUUUUUCAGUUUUUGUAAAGUGACAAAAAGAGAAAAAUAGAGAGAAAGGUAUGUUUUAUUGAUUAAUGUAUUAAUCAAUAUAUAUAUAU
Messenger RNA from Wasmannia auropunctata (little fire ant), 517 nucleotides. RefSeq lists its product as uncharacterized. The annotation marks the transcript as partial. The transcript is spliced from 2 exons. The record is from RefSeq and is a predicted model, not a curated record. Lineage: Eukaryota; Metazoa; Arthropoda; Insecta; Hymenoptera; Formicidae.